UGGAUCCUGCCUUGUGUUCAGUCGUCGGAGGAGCUGGUGCUGCCGUCGGACAAGACGUGGCCGUUCCUGCUCCGGUUCCCGGUGUCGGCGUUCGGUAUCUGCCUGGGCGUGAGCAGCCAGGCGAUCCUGUGGAAAACGAUCGCGUCGUCGUCGCCGACCAUGUUCCUGCACGUGACCCACAAGGUGAACCUGGUGCUCUGGUGCAUCUCCGCGGUGCUCAUGUGCGGCAUCACAGCCGUCUACGCGCUCAAGAUCGCCAUCUUCUUCGAGGCCGUGCGGCGCGAGUACUACCACCCCGUUCGGGUGAACUUCUUCUUCGCCCCGUGGAUCACCUGCCUCUUCCUGGCCAUCGGCGUGCCGCCGUCCGUGGCCAAGGAGCCCCUGCCGCACUGGCUCUGGUACGCGCUCAUGGCGCCCAUGCUCAUCCUGGAGCUCAAGAUCUACGGCCAGUGGAUGUCCGGCGGGCAGCGGCGCCUGUCCAAGGUGGCCAACCCGUCCAACCACCUGUCCGUGGUGGGCAACUUCGUGGGCGCGCUGCUGGGCGCCAGCAUGGGGCUCAGCGAUGGUCCCGUCUUCUUCUUCUCCGUCGGGCUGGCGCACUACAGCGUGCUGUUCGUGACGCUGUACCAGCGGCUCCCCACGAACGAGACGCUGCCCAAGGAGCUCCACCCGGUGUUCUUCCUCUUUGUGGCGGCUCCCAGCGUGGCGAGCAUGGCGUGGGCCAGGAUCACGGGCGAGUUCGGGUACGGCCCCAGGGUGGCCUACUUCAUCGCCAUGUUCCUGUACGCGUCGCUGGCGGUGCGGAUCAACUUCUUCCGGGGGUUCCGCUUCUCGCUGGCGUGGUGGGCGUACACGUUCCCGAUGACCGGCGCCGCCAUCGCGUCCAUCCGCUACUCCACCGAGGUGCACAACACCUUCACCAUGGCGCUCUGCGUGGCGCUGUCCGCGAUCGCCGUGCUCACUGCGGCGGCGCUGUUCGUCACCACACUGGUGCACGCGUUCGUGCUCCGGAAGCUCUUCCCCAAUGACAUCUGCAUCGCCAUCACGGACCACAAGAUGAAGCCCAUCAUAGAGCUGCACGAGAGCCAGGGCGAGGACGGCAGCUCCAACGACAUCGAGGCCGGCGCUGGUGGCAAACAGUGAUAGACUCAUAUCCAAGUCGCCGAGCUUCACGCCAAGCGUGGGGGGAUGACGCGACCGAGUUCUUGCUUGGUUCCAGGUGGCAUGCAAGUAGGAUUGCGUGCUUGGUUCGUUGUGCAGACUGCAAAGGGAAGGGAGGAGGAGCUUUUGAUCGGAUUUGCAUCUAUCUAGUAGUUCAGUAUAUAAAACUACUUGAAUGUACAGUGUGGGCAACGUUAUAUGAAAAGCGGCUGGUUGUUUAUCGA
Messenger RNA from Zea mays, 1385 nucleotides. Its product is annotated as S-type anion channel SLAH3. Lineage: Eukaryota; Viridiplantae; Streptophyta; Magnoliopsida; Poales; Poaceae. Gene Ontology annotation, molecular function: voltage-gated monoatomic anion channel activity. Gene Ontology annotation, cellular component: membrane. The record is from RefSeq and is a predicted model, not a curated record. Gene Ontology annotation, biological process: transmembrane transport; intracellular monoatomic ion homeostasis. The annotation marks the transcript as partial. The transcript has a single exon.